AACGCGGUGCAAGCAAUUGAUUCUUUCCUCAAUACCAUAACCUCCUCGCGAUGGAGGGCGCUGGUUCAAACGCGUUGAACAGGUCGAUGCAAGGUCUCUGGUCAAAGCGCGGAAGAGUAAAUUUGAAUGUUACGCCUCCUCCGACAGUAACGCCCGCGCCGACAUCGACAUCGACACCCAAGAAUGAAGAACCUAUUGCUGCUUCCAACUCGAAUAACACAUUAACACCAUCAGGACUGGUGGUCACAGAGGAAACAGCUAUAAUCUCAACGGUACCGCUAGAUCCUCCUGUGACGCCUUCAAUCGAAUCAAGACAAGCGUCUACACAGGCAGUAAAUGGAAAAAGAAAAAGUCGCAGAACGGUUGAAGAAAAGGAAGCCAGUAGUAGCAAAAGACAAAAAACCUCCACCGGGAUUGUGACUUCGAAAGAUUACUCACCACCUUCGGCUCGACUUUCAGAUCUCGGUGGAGUGGACGAAUGUAUCUCAAAACUUCUGGAAGUUGUAGCUAUGCCUCUGUGCCAUCCAGAAAUCUACUUGCGUCUUGGGGUACAACCACCGCGAGGCGUACUACUACAUGGACCUCCAGGUUGCGGGAAAACUCUCCUUGCGAAUGCAAUCGCCGGGGAACUAGGGAUACCAUUCAUAAACAUCUCAGCUCCGUCCAUUGUAUCUGGAAUGUCGGGUGAAUCAGAGAAAACUCUAAGAGAGGCGUUUGAAGAAGCAAAGAGGGUUGCGCCAUGUCUUUUUUUCAUAGAUGAGAUAGACGCUAUCACACCAAAGCGCGAAAGUGCUCAAAGGGAAAUGGAGAGACGAAUAGUUGCUCAAUUCCUUACGUGCAUGGACGACUUAUCAUUAGAAAAGACCGAUAAUAAACCAGUCAUUGUAAUGGGUGCGACGAAUAGACCGGAUGCCCUCGAUGCUGCAUUGCGGCGAGCUGGGCGGUUCGACCACGAAAUAAGUAUGGGUGUUCCCGAUGAUGAAGCCCGAGAAAAAAUUCUUCGCGUUUUAUGCUCAAAGCUACGGUUGGAGGGGAACUUCAACUUUGCAGCUCUCGCAAAAGCUACGCCUGGCUACGUCGGUGCAGAUUUAUCCGCGUUAACAGCCGCAGCUGGUAUCAUUGCUGUCAAGCGGAUCUUUGAGCAGCUGUCGGAUAACACACUAGAAGCGGCACCCUCUUGUGUGGAUGGUGGAAGUGACAUAAAUAUGCGAGUCGAUGAGCCGCCAGUGCAGUCUUCAUCGCCCUCAAAAUCCUUGGUUUUCUCCGCUCCGCUUUCCUUCCCCUCCCCUCCAGGCUCAAUAGCCAACUUUCUCAACGCACAUCCCAACACCCUCACUGAAGACCAACUCAAACCGUUAUAUAUCACGUAUUCCGAUUUUACCCUCGCCUUAAAGCAAGUCCAGCCUUCCUCGAAACGAGAAGGGUUUGCUACGGUUCCAGAUGUGACGUGGUCAGAUGUCGGAGCGCUUCAUGGUAUCAGAAGCGAGUUACAUAUGGCCAUAGUGCAACCAAUCAGGAGACCGGAACUCUUCAGCGCUGUUGGCAUCGAGGCUGCUUGUGGUGUGUUAUUGUGGGGACCUCCGGGCUGUGGAAAGACCUUGUUGGCAAAAGCGGUGGCGAAUGAAUCUAGGGCUAAUUUUAUAAGCGUGAAAGGGCCGGAGCUGUUGAACAAGGUGUGUGGUUGAAUGAUCUACUUUUCUACCGGAUCCGAUCUCCCCGUCCUGCAUAGUACGUGGGUGAAAGUGAGAGAGCGAUUAGACAAGUUUUCACCAGAGCGAGAGCAUCUUCACCCUGUGUAGUAUUUUUCGAUGAACUUGACGCGUUAGUUCCGCGUCGAGAUGACUCUCUGUCGGAAUCGUCUGCGAGAGUUGUCAACACCCUACUGACCGAGUUAGAUGGUUUGGACGCCCGCAAGAGCGUAUACGUUAUCGCAGCAACCAAUAGACCCGACAUGAUCGACCCCGCGAUGGUUCGCCCUGGUAGGCUGGAUAAACUCCUAUACGUUGAUUUACCUUCGGCGGAGGAAAGAGGGGAAAUUGUACGCACAAUGACUCGGAAAGUCCCUCUCGGUGUUAAUGAAGGUGAACGGAAGGAAGAGGAAGCGAGGAAAAAUGUUGAGAGCUUCGUGCGAGAACGGUGUGAUGGGUACACUGGCGCUGAUUUGGCGGCGUUGGUGAGGGAAGCUGGUGUUACCGCGUUGAAGAGAACAUUGGGAAUGUUUGAGAAAAUGGAAGAGGAUAACAUGGCCGCCGAUGGAUCACCGGUGCAACGUCCGACUGUGGUUGUUCUACCUCAGGAUUUCAUGCUGGCGCUGGACAAAGUGACACCGAGUGUCGGCUCUGUGCAGAGGAAAAAAUACGAAGCUCUCCGUUCGAAGCUAUCGGGACUUCCUGUUCGUAUAGGAAAGGAAGAGGAUAGGAAAGUUGACGAAAAAGCAACACUAUAGAUUCAUUAUAGUAAAAUAUAUA
Marasmius oreades (fairy-ring Marasmius) is the source of this 2468-nucleotide messenger RNA. RefSeq lists its product as uncharacterized. The record is from RefSeq and is a predicted model, not a curated record. Bases 51 to 1685 code for a protein of 544 amino acids. Gene Ontology annotation, biological process: ribosome biogenesis. The transcript is spliced from 7 exons. Lineage: Eukaryota; Fungi; Basidiomycota; Agaricomycetes; Agaricales; Marasmiaceae. Gene Ontology annotation, cellular component: nucleus. Gene Ontology annotation, molecular function: preribosome binding; ATP binding; RNA binding.